GCCAUAUUAAGCCCUCCUUCGCCACGAUUCACUCACAGUUCUCCCUUCUUUUGAAUUUGAAUUUGAAUUUUGUCAGAAAUUCCCUUUAAAGUUUGAUCUUUUCGGACUUUCUUGAAUUUCCGGUUAUAUUUUCUUGAAUUUCCGAUCUGAGUGAUAUGGCCGUAGAAAGUAAAACAUCAGCUCCGGAGGCGCCGGCAGCCGAUGCCAAAGACGUGGUGGUUUCCGAUGUGCCGGUAGCAGAGAAGGCGGAGGUUGUGGCUUCUGAGACUGAAAUAGCCGAGAAAUCGGCUGUCCCGGAAGAACCGGCGGCGGAAGGAGAGAAGGAGAAGGAGAAGGGUCCCGUCACCGAGUCGACGUCGUUUAAGGAGGAAAGUAAUAAGGUGGAGGAGCUUCCCAACCCGGAGAAGAAGGCUUUGGAUGAUUUCAAACAGUUGAUCCAGGAGGCUCUGAACAAGCACGAGUUUACGGCUCCACCGCCCCUGCCGGUGGCGAAGGAGGAGGAGAAGAAGGCGGUGGCAGCCGAGGAGGAACCAAAGCCGGUGGCAGCCGAGGAGGAACCAAAACCGGAGAAGAUUGAAACCGAGGAUGUGACCCCAGCGGCAGCCGAGACCCCGGCGGUUGUGGAGGAGCCACCAAAGGCGGAGGAAAAAAUUGAAGCUGCCCCAGAACCCGAAGCAACCGCGGCGGAGCCGGUGGAGGUGGUCGUCGAGAAGAUCGAGGAAACGGCUGUCACACCGACGGAGGAAGUCAAGGAUACAAUCUCAGAAGAAGCCGCCGCCACCGAAAUCCCACCGGAGCAAGUUUCCAUCUGGGGAAUCCCCCUGCUCGCCGAUGACCGGAGCGACGUGAUUCUGCUGAAGUUCCUCCGGGCACGCGACUUCAAAGUGAAAGAAGCCUUCGCGAUGCUGAAAAACGUGGUCGCGUGGCGGAAACAGUUCAACAUCGACGAGCUCCUGGAAGAAUCCGAUCUGGGUCAAGGCCUGGAAAAGGUUGUCUACAUGAACGGUUCCGACAAAGAAGGGCACCCCAUCUGCUACAACUCCUUCGGGGAGUUUCAGGACAAGGAGCUGUACCAGAGCACCUUUUCCGAUAAGGAGAAGCUGAACAGGUUCCUGAGAUGGAGGAUCCAGUUCAUGGAGAAGUCAAUCAGGAAUCUGGACUUCAGCCCUGAAGGAAUUUGCACCUUUGUUCAGGUUAUCGAUCUCAAGAACUCACCUGGACUUUUCUUCUUCAAGAGAGAGCUUCGCCAGGCCACUAACAGAGCCCUUCAGUUGCUCCAAGACAAUUAUCCUGAAUUUGUUGCCAAACAGGUCUUCAUCAAUGUUCCAUGGUGGUACCCAUCCUACUAUAAGAUGAUCAAUGCUCUUUUCACCAUAAGAACAAAGAGCAAGUUUGUGUUUGCAGGCCCUUCUAAAUCGGCUGAAACCCUCUUCAAAUACAUUGCCCCUGAGCAAGUUCCAGUUCAAUAUGGUGGGCUUAGCAGAGAGGGAGAUUAUGAGUUCAAUACCGCUGACGCUUCAACUGAGGACACUAUCAAGCCAACUUCCAAGCACACUAUCGAAUUUCCUGUUACCGAGAAUACCAGUUUGGUUUGGGAGGCAAGAGUGAUAGGGUGGGAUGUGUCUUAUGGAGCAGAGUUCGUGCCUGGAGACGAAGGCGCGUACACCAUCAUCCUAGAGAAGCCAAGGAAGAUCGGGUCAGCAGAUGAAACCAUAAUUGGUACAACCUACAAAGCAGAGAGUACAGGAAAGGUGGUGUUAACAUUUAACAACCAGACUUCUAAGAGGAAGAAGCUUCUCUACAGGUCCAAGACCAAGACUUCUGAAUGAAAAGGUUGCUGCUGCUGCUACUAUUAUUAUUACUACCCUAUUUGGCUGCUGAUCCUGGUGCUUCAUCAUGUUCUAUCUGAAAAGGGGUUAUUUCUUUUGUUUAUAGAAUUUAUUUAAUCUCCAAACAUUUAAUUUUAUGGUCUGGGAUAUGUUACAAAAUUUGUUUCAUUUUUUGUUUUCUUUUAAGAGGAGUUUUGAUGUUUUGGAUUGUUUUGAAAUGGAUGGGCCUGGGAGGGAGGUAUGAGCAAGAUAUUUAUAUAAAUUAAAGGGGUUGUACUAUUGUGGUGGAGUCACUGGAAUGUGUUCAAGACAACAUUUGUUAUGAUGUUACUACUUUUCAUGUAAAAUUUGUGUAAAUUAGAAAUGGCCCUUGGUAUUUAUUUUUCCUUUUGUCUUUCAGAAUUUUUUUUUUCUGUUUGAAUUCAACUUGCUUUCUUCACAAAGAGAAUUCUGAAGAUGUAAAAUUUAUUGCAAGAUAAAUAAAAUAAAAUUCAA
Cuscuta epithymum is the source of this 2324-nucleotide messenger RNA. Lineage: Eukaryota; Viridiplantae; Streptophyta; Magnoliopsida; Solanales; Convolvulaceae. The record is from the annotation of a GenBank genome assembly.